Molecule: messenger RNA, 1731 nt
Organism: Aspergillus chevalieri
Lineage: Eukaryota; Fungi; Ascomycota; Eurotiomycetes; Eurotiales; Aspergillaceae
Exons: 1
Coding region: 1-1731 (576 amino acids)
Biological process (GO): tricarboxylic acid cycle
Cellular component (GO): cytosol; mitochondrion
Molecular function (GO): 4 iron, 4 sulfur cluster binding; aconitate hydratase activity
Source: RefSeq, a predicted model, not a curated record
AUGUCCGGAAUGCCAUGGGAACUGGUGGCACCGAAAGUAGUCGGAGUCCGCCUCACAGGCCAACUUCAGGGCUGGACAUCGACAAAAGACAUCAUCUGCAAGCUUGCUGGAAUCCUCAGUGUAUCUGGCGGAAAAGGACGGGUCAUUGAGUUUUUCGGACCGGGAACUGAGACACUGGGUGCGACGGCUAUGGCGACUAUCUGUAAUAUGUCUGCUGAGAUUGGGUCAACGUCGUGUAUAUUCCCUCACUCGGAGGCUAUUGCGCGGUAUCUCUCAGCGACUGGUCGUGCAUAUGCUGCUAGUGCGGCGAAUGGGGUUAAGAAUGUCCUUUUAACAGCAGACGAGGGAUCAGAUGACUACUACGACCAAGUCAUCGAGAUUGACCUGACUGAGCUCGAACCUCACGUCAACGGACCGUUCACGCCGGAUCUUGCACACCCGAUUUCGCAGUUGAAGUCCGCAGUGUCGGGCAGCAACUGGCCGAAGGAACUGAGCCAUGCAAUGGUAGGUAGCUGCACAAACAGCUCGUAUGAGGACUUGGACAAAGCUCGUCAAUUGGUUCGCCAGGCCCGUGCCGCGGGCUUAACCAGCUUCAAAACACCCUUCCUCUUGACACCCGGUAGCGAGAAAAUCCGCGCUACGGCUGAAGCAGACGGGAUAUUUGAAGAGCUCCAAGAUGCCGGGGCUGUCGUGCUCAGCAGUUCCUGCGGUCCUUGUGUUGGGUCCUGGGAUCGAAAAGACGUUGAUGUGCGCGGAAAGGAGAGGAACUCGGUUAUCUCCAGUUUCAACCGUAACUUUGUUGGCCGGCAUGAUAGUAACCCAGCUACUCAUUCCUUCGUCACGUCGCCUGAAUUAGUCACGGCGUUCGCAUAUGCGGGCCGUCUUGAUUUCAACCCCAUCACCGACAACAUCCCUCAGGAAGGGAAUCAAGAGCCCUUCCGGUUCGACCCUCCUGUUGGUCGUGAGCUUCCCCUUGAUUUCGAGACAGGAGCACAAACCUUCCAAGAGCCAGUGGCAGACGGCUCUUCCGAAUCAGUCAUCGUCGACCCCCAGUCAGACCGUCUCCAACUCCUGACACCCUUCCCACCCUGGCAACCUGGAUGCGCAGAUGACAUGCAACUCCUCAUCAAAGUCCAAGGCAAAUGCACAACAGACCACAUCUCCCCCGCCGGACCCUGGUACAAGUACCGCGGUCACCUCGAGAAUAUCAGUAACAACAUGCUCACAACGGCCACAAAUGCUUUCCUCCCUAGCAGUCCGCAGAUGCUGGGUCACACCAGACAUCCCUUAACCUCUGAAGUCAGCGUCGUGCCCGAAGUAGCUCGUGAUCUACAACACCAUGGCAUCCGCUGGUGUAUCAUCGGCGACCAUAACUACGGCGAAGGCUCCUCGCGCGAACAUGCUGCCCUUGAACCGCGGUAUCUAGGCGGAGUUGCUAUCAUCGCUCGCUCGUUCGCGCGGAUCCACGAGACGAAUCUGAAAAAGCAGGGCAUGUUGCCGCUUACUUUUGACGAUGUUGCUGAUUAUGAUAGGAUCAAGGAUGGGGAUCGGAUUCAGUUGAUUGGGGUGGAUGAGGGUGAGUUGGAGCCUGGGAGGCAAGUUACUAUGAGGGUUACCCCGAGGGAGGGAGAGGCUUGGGAGACGAGGUUGAAUCAUAGUUAUCAUAGUGGGCAGAUUCGGUGGCUGCGGGCGGGGAGUGCGCUGAAUUAUAUCAAGGGUAGGGCUCGGUAG